Anopheles marshallii is the source of this 1632-nucleotide messenger RNA. RefSeq names its product TOM1-like protein 2. The record is from RefSeq and is a predicted model, not a curated record. Bases 1 to 1632 code for a protein of 543 amino acids. Gene Ontology annotation, biological process: signal transduction. Gene Ontology annotation, molecular function: phosphatidylinositol binding; clathrin binding; ubiquitin binding. Gene Ontology annotation, cellular component: endosome; membrane. NCBI's taxonomy places the organism in Eukaryota, Metazoa, Arthropoda, Insecta, Diptera, Culicidae. The transcript has 8 exons.
AUGACAUCAUUCUUCAACGUUGGUGCCCUCGGAGGCAACCCAUUUUCGACGCCCGUUGGACAGAAAAUUGAACAAGCGACAGAUGCUAGUCUGGCCUCGGAGAACUGGGCACUAAACAUGGAAAUCUGUGAUAUGAUCAACGAAUCGUCCGACGGUGCCCGGGACGCAAUGAAAGCGAUUCGCAAGCGACUGACACAAAACGCCGGCAAGAACUAUACCGUGAUCAUGUACGCGCUGACGGUGCUGGAAACGUGCGUGAAGAACUGUGGCAAAGCGUUCCACGUGCUGGUCGCAAACAAAGAAUUUAUCCAGGAGCUGGUGAAGCUGAUCGGUCCCAAGAACGAUCCACCGCCGAUCGUGCAGGAGAAGGUGCUGAGCCUGAUUCAGAUCUGGGCCGAUGCGUUUCGCUCCCAGCCCGACCUGAACGGUGUGGUUCAGGUGUAUCAGGAACUGAAGAAUAAAGGCAUCGAAUUUCCGGCCACGGAUCUGGACGCAAUCGCACCGAUUUACACACCGCAAAGGAGUGUACCCGAUGGUGCUCCGGCAGCGGAAACGGUUAACACUCUACCGGUUUCACCACAUCAUCAUGCCUCACAGACGCCGGGAUCGCCAGCAAUGCCUCCACCGUCAUCGAUGUCGCAAGAUCAAAUCGCUAAACUGCAAUCGGAACUAGACAUUGUGGCCAUGAACAUGUCCAUUCUCGGGGAGAUGCUUACCGAGCUCAAGCCGGGCCAGGAAGAUGCAGCGGAUUACAAACUGUUAAACGAUCUAACAUCUACUUGCCGGGAAAUGCAAAGCCGAAUCGUCGAUCUAAUCGGCAAGGUGCAGCACGAUGAGCUUACGGCGGAACUGCUACGAUUGAACGACGAGCUAAACAAUCUUUUCCUCCGGCACGCCCGGUACGAGAAAAACCGUGACCCGAAGAAUGCUUCCAGUGCGACACCAUCCGCCAUCCUCGGUGCCGCUCUCGGUGCGGUCGAAAUGCGCGAUCCAUCGUUGAUCGAUCUGAGCGAGGAAACGGGCGCUAGCGGUGGUAGCGCACAUGCGAACGUCAGUUCGCAACUAGCCGGACUAAGCCUCGCUGCGGCCGGGUCAACGGCAACCGCAUCGUCACAGCUGGCCCAACUAACGAGCGUCACCGCCCAGUCCGGUUCGGCGAUGGUAGCGAAAUCGCCGAACAGAACAACCACCAAGGCUGGCAGCAACAUUCCACCGGACGUCGUAUCGGACGAGUUCGAUAUGUUUGCCCAAUCACGUAACAAUACCACCGGUGAUAAAGAACCUUCCAGAUUAGAUCUUUUGGGGGCGACUGCAGGCAACACAGCUUUGGGCACGAGGGAAUCGGAAUUUGACGAGAUUGAACAGUGGCUGGGAAAUCCGGAUGAUAUUGACCACCUCGAGGCGCAAAUGGCGGCCGCCGGAGCGAUGGGUGGUGGUGAUGGUGCCGGUACCGGUACCGGCACGGAGGAAAGCUUAACCAGCAAGGAGUUCGAAAAGUUUCUCGCCGAACGGGCGGCCGUUGCUGAAACCUUACCGACGAUCAGUAGCAACAGCAGCAGUAACAGUCCGGCAACCACCGCCAAAGAUCGCAAGAAAAAGACCGACGAAACCGAUGGUCUGCUAGCACUGUGA